Molecule: messenger RNA, 930 nt
Organism: Trifolium pratense (red clover)
Lineage: Eukaryota; Viridiplantae; Streptophyta; Magnoliopsida; Fabales; Fabaceae
Exons: 3
Coding region: 121-753 (210 amino acids)
Source: RefSeq, a predicted model, not a curated record
UAACAUUAUUCAUUUUUGUUUUGUUCUUCUCUGAAGUGACUUCUCUGGUCUCUUCCUAUUCUUUCAUUUCCUUUCUCAUUCAUUCUACUUUUCAAACAUAUCAUUCCAUCAACUCCAGUAAUGGCUCAACAGGAAGAAGGGUGGCCUUUGGGACUGGGAUUAUUGAAUGGAAGAGUUGGGUUGGUAAGAAACAGUGAGUUCUCAUUCUCUGGAUCAAUCUCUUUCAGAACUAUGUUCACUAGUUCUUCCAUCCAUUCUACUGAUUCUUCCUCAUAUCUUGAUACAGAGUCCUCAGGAUCACUCUUUCAUAACAAGAGCAUCACACUUGGAAGCCUCUUAGGUAUUUCUAGCCUCCUAGAAAUGUCAAGGAGAUCAAGCAGGAGAAGAGAGAUAGGACCCUUAAAGGAAAACAGAAAGAAUAUUCACAAGCUGAAACCAUGGUUGUUCUCAUUAUGUACAAAGCUAACUACUGAUGCAGUGACCGCGAAUCAUGUUCAUGUUCCCUCUCUUGGUCAGUACCUUGUGGCAGAGAGAAGGGCUAGAAGUAAUUUCCUAAGGAAUCAACGCGCUUUCAUUCAUGGACAUAAUGCUUGCUCCCCAGUUCAAGAGUCGAACUCGCCAUUCGUUGGUGGCCAAGUUGCUCUUAGUUCACCAGCUUCAUUGAGUGAAGAUGGUCGAAGAGAGGCAAAUAGAGCAUUGCAGCGAAAUAAUGGAUACGGAACAGUAAGAGCCUUCUCUUCUUUGUGUGGAUAAUUCGAAAAGUGACAACCUUGUCGCUCAUUUUAGCACUUCUUUGGUUCUACGUUCAAUUUGUGACUCCCACAUCCUAAUGUCAUUUUGACACAAUUUUAUGAAGCUAGAAACUCGAGGUUAUUCUCACCACACGAUGCCACUGCAAGAACAAACACUUUUUCUCGCUUCAUAAUCUCA